UGAAACGCGCACAAUGGCCAAUUUUCUAUUCUUCUCGCGAAGCUUGUCUAUCGACUUGUUGCUUCUUGCGCCGCCGCCUCACAAAAGUCCACCACCCUGAAGAUGGCAGAGCUAAUACCCAAAGUCCAAAUAAUGAGCGGAGCUUCUGAGGACAUGUCAGCCGCGACAUACAAAAUUCAUGACGAAUCGCAUACCAUAGGAAAUGCUCUGCGAUGGAUGAUCAUGAAAAAUCCCAAGGUCGAAUUUUGUGGAUACAGCGUCCCUCACCCUUCCGAAAAUUUUAUACAUGUUCGCAUUCAAAUGUACGAUCACCUAUCCUCACUAACCGCUCUCUUAACGGCCCUGGAUGAUCUCGAUGCUCUAUGCUCCACCAUUGAUACUGCAUACCGAUCAAGUCUACAAAAUGACAUCUAUGAGCGAUGGGAGGAAAAAUCUUGAUGCUAGUGUAUAGAUACUAUGCAAGAUUUCGUGCUCCCCUGUGACACGAAGGCAGGCCUCUUGCUCGUAUGGCAAUAGUAGACAUUUUUCCAAAGGUCACGUCGAUUAUCGGAUUUC
Molecule: messenger RNA, 555 nt
Organism: Desarmillaria tabescens
Lineage: Eukaryota; Fungi; Basidiomycota; Agaricomycetes; Agaricales; Physalacriaceae
Product: RBP11-like subunits of RNA polymerase
Exons: 5
Coding region: 103-438 (111 amino acids)
Biological process (GO): DNA-templated transcription
Cellular component (GO): RNA polymerase I complex; RNA polymerase III complex
Molecular function (GO): DNA binding; protein dimerization activity
Source: RefSeq, a predicted model, not a curated record